AUGGGCGAUUGUGACACCUCUAGCGGAUGGAUAUUCGAAUAUACUGUGGAUCGCCGAGCACCGCGCCACCUCGACCGACACGCAAACGCUCUCAGAUACCAGGCUCUCAGAUCUGUACAGGAGUUAUUCAAAUUGUUCGUUAUAUACCCGUCUCACUCGCGCUAUCGACGACCUCGCUUCGAUGGAACGAGGCAAAUGGCCUUCUCAACUUCCUAUGCAAUCAAAAUAGAAUCCUAUGCUCAUUAA
Arctia plantaginis is the source of this 246-nucleotide messenger RNA. The record is from the annotation of a GenBank genome assembly. Lineage: Eukaryota; Metazoa; Arthropoda; Insecta; Lepidoptera; Erebidae.